Molecule: messenger RNA, 696 nt
Organism: Cynocephalus volans (Philippine flying lemur)
Lineage: Eukaryota; Metazoa; Chordata; Mammalia; Dermoptera; Cynocephalidae
Product: nuclear transcription factor Y subunit beta-like
Exons: 1
Coding region: 27-644 (205 amino acids)
Biological process (GO): regulation of transcription by RNA polymerase II
Cellular component (GO): CCAAT-binding factor complex
Molecular function (GO): protein heterodimerization activity; RNA polymerase II cis-regulatory region sequence-specific DNA binding; DNA-binding transcription activator activity, RNA polymerase II-specific
Source: RefSeq, a predicted model, not a curated record
GGGAGCCAACCAGGGCUGCAUUGGAGAUGGAUGGUGACAGUUCUACAACAGAUGCUUCUCAACUAGGAAUUUCCACAGACUACAUUGGAGGAAGUCAUUAUGUUAUACAGCCUCAUGAUGAUACUGAAGACAGCAUGAAUGAUCAUGAAGACACAAAUGGCUCAAAAGAAAGUUUCAGAGGACAAGAUAUAUAUCUUCCAAUUGCCAAUGUGGCUAGGAUAAUGAAAAACGCCAUACCUCAAACGGGAAAGAUUGCAAAAGAUGCCAAAGAAUGUGUUCAAGAAUGUGUAAGUGAGUUUAUCAGCUUUAUAACAUCUGAAGCAAGUGAAAGAUACCAUCGAGAGAAACAGAAGACAAUCAAUGGAGAGGAUAUUCUCUUUGCUAUGUCUACCCUAGGCUUUGACAGUUAUGUGGAACCUCUGAAAUUAUACCUUCAGAAAUUCAGAGAAGCUAUGAAAGGAGAGAAAGGAAUUGGUGGAGCAGUCACAGCUACAGAUGGAUUAAGUGAAGAGCUUACGGAGAAGGCAUUUACUAACCAGUUACCAGCUGGCUUAAUAACUGCAGAUGGUCAACAACAAAAUGUUAUGGUUUACACAACAUUAUAUCAACAGAUUUCUGGUGUUCAACAAAUUCAGUUUUCAUGAUCUGAAGAAUGAUGGAAUGGGGAAUGUACAGAAGCGAGAGUCUGUAUGAUUA